Lactuca saligna is the source of this 2278-nucleotide messenger RNA. Lineage: Eukaryota; Viridiplantae; Streptophyta; Magnoliopsida; Asterales; Asteraceae. The record is from the annotation of a GenBank genome assembly.
CUUUAAACCCUUCAAAGCCCUAAAACACACAACCUAACAACUUUCACAUCCCCGGCGAAAUGCCAGGCCUUCUUACAGGUUCCGGCGAUUCUUCCUCCCUCGUUCCCUUUUCCCCGGAGCUCAACACUCCUGCAGUCUACCCUCUACACCACGGCCUUAAACACCCAAUCACUCCUCGCCUCUCAAUUUCAUGGUCAAGUGGUAACUCGCUACGCGUGUCGGUUUUCCGGUCACCUGAGACUACCAACACCAUCGAUGAUGAAGUUGAAGUUGGCGGGAAAGUAGUUGAGUUGAAGCUAAGUGGAGAAGAUGUCCACAGUGAAGUCAAUGAUGCUGUGCGGUGGCGUAGAAUAGUCUAUGGAUCAGUGUCUCCAUUUGCGCAUCUUCAGAAUAAGAAAAACGCCAUGGCAGCAUUGUCGGAGUUGCGGCAUUCAGCUCCUUCCCAAGUGGAAUGGUCAAAAUAUGUUCUUGAGUACAGCAAGGAAAUAAAUUCCCUUUUAGGAAACAGGAAGUCCAGCCCUAGCUCGUUAAUUGAAGAUCCAAAGACAGUAUUAAAGAUUGAUGAGGAGCCAAGCUCACUGAAAGCUGCAUGGGAGCUUCUUGAAAUAUUCUAUGCCAACAAACAAUCUCAGUCUUGGAUCCCUGAACAGCUUGUUGAUUGGUUAACUGAUUAUGAUAGUUUGUUCUCUGGACAAGUGCCAACUGUCCAUUUGAGAUUGGUGGAAUUUCAAGCACAACUUAUUACUCUACAGACAGUUGAAAAUGUAGCUGCAUAUUGGCAAGCAAUUUCUUCAGCACUUUCAGUUGGUUGGCUAGACAUUGUAGUGAAGUUAUUGCGUUUGCAUGGAUCUUAUCAGCUUAAUCAGCUAGGUUCUCGUGAGACAGAGAAUGGACUUGUGGAAGCAGUUGCUGUUCUAAUAUCAAAAAUGCCACGUAUGCGUGUGGAUUUACCAGAUGGAAAGCUAGGGGAAUGCUGUUACAACAAGUCUGAUUUUAUGAAGGCAUGGGAAAAAUGGAGAGCACAAAUUACAAAAUUGGAUUGCAGUGCAUAUUGGCUUCAAUGCAGCCAUAAUCAGACAAAGGAAAACCUAAAAAAUUUGCUUCAAAUCAUGUUGGGAAACAUAAAUACUCUCACUAAUGCCACCUGUCAUUGGGUAGAGCUAUAUAUUGCUCAUUUCCUAUAUAUCAGACCUUUUACUUCGGGUUUAGAAAGUAUGCAUGUUUUAGCUCAAAAAUGCAUACAGCUAAAGCCUAUAUCAACUCCACAUAAGCUCAUGAGUCUUAUAAUUGGAAUUCUUGGAGAAAAUACAGAGGUCAUAUUGGCAGAAUGCUCAAAAUCAUUUGGUCCCUGGAUGAUUGCACAUGCUACAGAGCUACUGACAGCUGGCAAUAUUCAAGCAGAAAUUCUUUUAAAAGAAGAAAGACAUAAUUUAGGGGGAAUUAGCAUAGAGGAAUCACAUAGACUUGUUUAUGCUCAAGUGUUAUCUUCUCAUGCGCUGACGUGGCAAAUUGCUCCAAUAUAUUUAAUAUCUUGUAUGAAACAUGGAGUUGGAUUGUUGGAAAUUUUGUUAUACAAACAACCUGUAUAUCAUAGUCAAGUUCUCCUCAAGAAUAUUGAGAUAUGUCGUUUAUAUGAUCUAGAUAGUGUGAGUGCAAAUGCUAUGAAGAUUGUUGGAAUGCAUCACUGGAAACAUGGUAGAAAAGGUUCCGGAAUCUUCUGGCUACAACAGGCUCGUGAUGAAGUUCGCCUUAAUAGAAUUGCUCAGAAGUUGUUUGACUUUGUUGGAAAGUCAAUCUCUGAUGAAAGUUUUGAGCAAUGGGAAGGAUUGAUUGAAUUGAUGGGCACUGAAUCAAGAACUGUAGGGGGUCUUGAAUUUUUACACAAGUAUAGGGACUUCAAGAAGUCUCUUCAGCAAGUGCAAGAUGGUGUUGUUACUGAUGCUGCUAGAAAAGCUGGUGAAUCACUUAUAUCGAUAAUGAAAAACCCUUCUACCCCACAACGCUUUUGGCUUCCCCUUUUGUAUGAUUCGUUGAAGUUGCUGACGUGGCAAGAGGGUCCUCUGUUAAAUGUAUCUCAAUGUAACUUGCUAUUGAAUAAAUUGCAAGAGUCAUCAGUGGCAAAGCUGCGCCCUGAUUUUGUGGAGGUGGGGCUGCCACCACACGCCCUCAGCUCUGUUAGGGCGGCUCUCGCCACUAAUUUAGGGCGUGCUAUUCUCGAAGAAUGAUCUGUUUCAAGGUUUUCAAUUGUAUUUUUUUUUUUUUUUUUUUUUCCAUAAAA